AUGAACUCCCGUUUACGGGCCUUAGGUGGGAGGAUAAAUAACAUACGAACAUCAGAACUAUCGAAAGAGAAAACCCGAUCGGAGAUAAUCUGUAACGUUCACUUUUUGGAUGGCUCAGUACAAAGCUUCAAAGUUAAUAAGCAAGACACUGGACAGAUUUUGUUGGAUAUGACCUAUAACCAGUUGGGUGUGAUGGAGAAGGAAUAUUUUGGUUUACAGCAAAAUGAAACUUCAGUAGAUUCACCUCGAUGGCUUGAACCAAACAAACCUAUUAGAAAACAGUUGAAAGGAGGUUUUCCCUGCACCCUUCGUUUUCGUGUAAGGUUUUUUAUACCUGAUCCUAACACGCUUCAACAAGAACAAACCAGGCACUUAUUCUUCCUGCAAUUGAAGACUGAUAUUGUGGAAGGAAGGUUGUCAUGCCCCAUUAAUUCUGCUGUUGUUCUGGCAUCGUAUGCAGUACAAUCACAACUUGGAGACUAUAAUCCUUCAGUACAUCAUUCAGGAUAUCUGUCAAAUUACAGCUUUAUACCAGAGCAGAACAAAGAUUUUCUUACCAAAGUAGAAUCGCUACAUGAGCAACACAGUGGCCUCAAGCAAUCUGAAGCAGAGUCCUGCUACAUAAAUAUAGCACGAACACUUGAAUUCUAUGGAGUGGAAUUGCACAGUGGUAGAGAUCUCCAUAAUUUAGAUCUCAUGAUUGGGAUUGCAUCUGGUGGAAUUGCUGUAUAUAGAAAACUCAUCUGCACAAGCUUCUAUCCCUGGGUAAAUAUAUUAAAAAUUUCCUUUAAAAGGAAAAAGUUUUUUAUACAACAACGGCAAAAACAUAAUGAAUCCAGAGAGCAUAUUGUUGCCUUCAACAUGUUAAAUUACAGAGCAUGCAAAAAUCUAUGGAAAUCUUGUGUAGAGUAUCACACGUUUUUUCAGGCAAAGAAGACGCUACCUCAUGAAAGAAAGAUACUGUCACAUUAUUGGACCCUGGGUUCUAGAAAUCCAGCAAAGUCUGUAAACAGCCAGUACUGCAGAAAAGUGAUAGGUGGGAUGGUUUGGAACCCAUCUAUGAGACGAUCUUUAUCUGUUGAGCAUCUGGAGACCAAAAGCCUUCCUUCUCGAUCACCUCCUGUUACCCCUAAUUGGCGGAGUCCUAGACUACGUCAUGAAAUUCGUAAAGCACGACACUCAUCUGUAGAUAACCUUACAAACGAGAUUAGUUAUAUUACUGAAACAGAGGAUGUUUUUUAUACGUAUAAGGGCUCUCCAACAUCAAAGGACAGUGAUUCGGAGUUCUCUCAAAACCGUAGUCCACAGAGGAGAACCAAUUUUUCAUCCCUAAACAAUUCUCAGUACUUCUGCAACUCUUCCCGAACUGUUACAACCUCUUACUUUUUUGGGGGGGAAGGGGGAAAGACUUUCCAAACUCUUAAAGAGUUCGCUCAGGUUGCACAUCAUCAGGUCAGCAUUGUCACUUGGAAGAG
Nestor notabilis (Kea) is the source of this 1475-nucleotide messenger RNA. Its product is annotated as tyrosine-protein phosphatase non-receptor type 3-like. The transcript is spliced from 15 exons. NCBI's taxonomy places the organism in Eukaryota, Metazoa, Chordata, Aves, Psittaciformes, Psittacidae. The record is from RefSeq and is a predicted model, not a curated record. The annotation marks the transcript as partial. Gene Ontology annotation, molecular function: cytoskeletal protein binding; protein tyrosine phosphatase activity. Gene Ontology annotation, cellular component: cytoskeleton; cytoplasmic side of plasma membrane; cytoplasm.